Molecule: messenger RNA, 1261 nt
Organism: Aspergillus japonicus CBS 114.51
Lineage: Eukaryota; Fungi; Ascomycota; Eurotiomycetes; Eurotiales; Aspergillaceae
Product: SDR family oxidoreductase
Exons: 4
Coding region: 53-1261 (402 amino acids)
Source: RefSeq, a predicted model, not a curated record
GUGGCCGCAGACACAUCAUUAUCUCCUCAAGAAGAAAGGCAAAGCAGUCGCAAUGGCUGAAUCGGAGAAUGUUGCAUUGGUCUUUGGAGCCAGUGGUAUCUCUGGCUGGGCCGUUACAAGUUGCGCUCUCUCUUACCCCACACCCACCACCUUUAGCAGAGUGAUUGGCUUGACAAACAAAUCAUUACCGCUGGAGCAAAGCGGUUUGCCACAUGAUCCUCGUCUGGAGUUACACUGCGGUGUGAAUCUACGAGGGACUCUGGCCGAGGUGGUUGCACGAUUGCACGAGAAGGUUCCCAACCUAGAAGAGGUCACCCACGUGUAUUAUCUGGCCUACUCCAAUGUAACUGCAUGGUCGAUGGACGUGAUGGCGAUCCGAGAUGUCAACGUGGAAAUGACCUACAACGCCGUGCACGCCGUCGACAAGCUGUGCAGGGCUCUGAAGUUCUUCGUGCUUCAAACUGGAACUAACAAUUACGGAGUGUCUGUCUUUCGCUUCCAGGAACAUAUCGAGAUCAAUCCUCCCUUGCGCGAGGACAACCCGCGCAUUCCUUCGCCCUGGGGCGACGAGAUCUUCUACUAUGCGCAGGUCGACCUGAUCAAGGAAGCUAACAAGGGAAAGUCCUGGAAAUGGUGCGAAGUUAGACCCGAUCAGAUCGUGGGCCACGUCCCAAUUCCCACCAGCAUGACCUACGUCGAGCCCCUCGCGCUCUACCUGAUGCUAUAUCGUUACGUGUAUGGCCCCGAAGCCACUCCUGUCUACCCCGGUUCCUACGCGAACUACAUUCACUCGCAUACACCCUCGUCGCAGGAUAUCAUCGCCCGGUCGGAGCUCUACCUUUCGCUCGAGAAGCCGGACCAGGCGCAUGGAGAGGCCUUCAACACAGCCGACAACGCCACACCCGCACCGUUUUCCAUCGUCUGGCCCAAGAUGUGCGAGUACUUCGGCCUGACUGCCCAAGCUCCCACUCCCGAUGUCAAGGGGUGGGCGGACAUCGAUAAGUGGUGGAUCGCGCACCAGGACGACUACAAGAAGAUGUGUGAAGAGUACAAUCUACGUCCGCGCGAGAUCCCCGCGGCGACAUGGAUCUUCCUGGCGGCAGGCAUGAGCUUCCUGGCUCGCGACCGCGAUCUGAGCUUGGAUAAGAUCCGGAGCGUGGGGUUCACGGAGGAGUACCCGGUGGCGUAUGGGUAUUUUCGGGUGUUUGGUCGACUGGCGCAGGAGAGGAUUAUUCUUAGCACGGAGGCUUGGUCGAAGUAG